Molecule: messenger RNA, 3237 nt
Organism: Mangifera indica (mango)
Lineage: Eukaryota; Viridiplantae; Streptophyta; Magnoliopsida; Sapindales; Anacardiaceae
Product: polyprenol reductase 2-like
Exons: 7
Coding region: 2320-3129 (269 amino acids)
Biological process (GO): polyprenol catabolic process; dolichol-linked oligosaccharide biosynthetic process
Cellular component (GO): endoplasmic reticulum
Molecular function (GO): 3-oxo-5-alpha-steroid 4-dehydrogenase activity
Source: RefSeq, a predicted model, not a curated record
UUUAAUACGUUUGGUUGCUUGGUUUAUGAGUUGUGGACUUGUGGCUUAUGAUUCCAGCAGAGAAGAUUGACUUUUGGCUUGAAAUGGCCCCUGGCUUUCAUUUGCAAUGUUAGUGUUCCUUGUUUUUGCUUGAAGUCGAAAAUUUUCUACUCAUAAAUCCUUCUGUGUCUGUAAUCACGUUUAUUGCUCAUCGUAACAAGAAUGUGCAUUUGUGUUUGGAGAAUGAAAUAAUGUUAAGCGUAGUUUACAGAUAUAUUUAGGCAAAUUGGUAAGAGGGAGGGAGAAGUGAUAAUGUAGAUAUUUGAGGAACAAAUACUAUCUUGUUGAGCAGUGGAUGUAAGGAUCCUGAAUUUACCUGUUUCACUAGGUUUCAUAUUGGUAUGCUUUUUUACUAUAGAGUUACAUCGGAGGAAGAAGAAAUGUGUUUGUUUUGCUAUUUUAAACUUCAAGGCUGCAAAAGCAAUCCAAUAUGUCAUAUCUUCAUAACAUUAUGUACAUCUCACUAUGUGUUUUCUUACGGGUCUUUAGUUUUCCUCUUAUCGGCAACUAUGUUAGAGUUCUAUUUCUAGUUAUAUUCUGUGUUUCAAAGGCCUUUUCCAUUUUUGAAAUGGGCUGACAGAGAUCUUACUGCUUAUAAAUGUGACUUACAAUAAUCCUUUUUGACAACCUUCUGGAUUUAGUCUGAUAUGACGUGGACCACCAACAAAACAUUUAGUACCUUCUCUCCAACCAAUGAAAAAUGCAAAUUGAAUUAUUUAUGAGAGUGAUAGGAACCUGGGACCUUCAACACCUGAAUCACAACACUCUAGCAAAGUAACACACCAGAAAUUAACCGUAAAACCUACACUGUUGUUAUAUAUAUGAGCAAGAAGAACUACAACACAUUUACAAGGUUGGUUUCUUGCAGUAGGUAGCAAACAAUAAAACAAAUAGAAAACCCAAACUGGUGUGCAGCAAUUUGAGGAGCUGGAGACCUCCCAAAUCAGCCAAAGCUACCUGGUAAACCCAAAAACAAUAAUCUUCUCUGCAUUCCCCUCUCUUGCCUCCUCUUUUUAUCCCUUUUUGCUUUUUUUUUCUCUUUUACCAGUCAUGUAGCCUUCUCCCUUAUGUGGUCCUCCCCUUCUUUUUUGCCCUCCUGUGGAAACAGAUGCAUUUACCUAACAGGGAGGAUUCAAUUUCUUGCUCACGUUAUGUAUAGAAUGCUUCCAUAAAGAUUGUGAAGUCUGAUUUCCAUUCACUCCAAUCUUUAACAGUCUAAUUGCAUUGAUGAAGAAGUUCUUUUGGAAGAUUUUGUUUGUUCUGAGGUGUGAUGCGAAAAUUGUCCAAGAUUUAUACAAAGGUUGGAUGCUGUUUCAUUGUAAUUAAAGUGCCAGGUAGACUGGUUUUAAAUACAAGCAUCACUGUAGCACAAAAAUCACAACAUGUCCAGCAGAUCAUACUACCAACCAAUUUCAUCAUUCUGUUUAUGAAACGUGUAGCCUUCGUGUCUAUUAACAUCAAAAGUUGUUGUGAUUCUUGCUACUUAUAAUAACUAAUCAGUUAUUCAUCAUCUUAAUAUUUUAGAUUUGGUCAACAACAGUAAAUAUUAAUUAGAAAGGAUAGAUAAUGAGAAUAAAAAAAUUUAUAGGCCCAAACCGUAAACUAGACUAGAUUUAUCCAAAAUUUUCUAGUUUGGUUUGAAGCAAAAAAUGGUUUGGUCUGAGAUAUUGUGAAACCGUUUUUCUUGGUUUUAUUUAAAUUUUUUCCUAAACCUGACUGUACACAGCCUUAGAAGUGAAUAUAAUAAGUAGCUGUAGUUCUAGAAAGAAGGAAGUCAGCUGGCACAAAUGCAACCUCGUACUCGCAUGUGCUUAUCACCUCACUCUAAUUGGCUGUGUUCAUGUCCCGUUUUAGUUCCCAGCAUCAAUUCCACACAACUUCUCCUCACCAUCACACAACACAAACCUCACCAAAAAUAAAUCGUCUCUGCUUUUUUCUGUUUUUAUUAUUUGUUUAUUUCACUUUAUAACUCAAGCUCCUUAUAUUCUUCACAUAUCAGAGAUCAGAAUUAUAAGGUCAGUAUAUUUUUGUGCACAUGUUAUUUUCUCACUGAAAAGAGAAUCGCCUGCCAAACGUGAAAGCAAUUCAAUACACCCCUCAGGCCAUGGAAAAUUACAUAAGUCUCCCUCAGGAUUUCUGAAAAGUCAGUCUCCAAAGAAAGCAAAUGUGCCUGAGAUUCGAAUUGAAGGCAAACAACAAGCUCCACAGUACUUGAGACAAAUUUAGUUCUGGACUCUUACAACUUCUUAACCUUAGUUUUUUAUCUGGGUUUGUGUCAAAAUGAAGUUUUGGCUUGUUGGGUUAUUGAGAGUGGCAUGGGUAGCUGGGACAUUGCCUAUCAUCAUUGCUUCUUUACCAAGUUCCCGCCUCCAUCUAUUUCAUGAAGCUUUGAUGGGGUUUGCUAAGAGAGGGAAGAUAAUGCAUUCAUCAUCAUAUCAUAGGUAUGCAGUUUGGCGUUCAGUCUUCCUUCUGUUGUUGAUGGAAACUCAAGUCUUGAGACGGCUUGUAGAAACAGUGUAUGUGUUUAAGUAUAGUCCUUCAGCUCGGAUGCACAUUUUUGGCUAUCUAACUGGCAUGUUUUUCUACACAGCAGCUCCAUUGUCGCUCUGCUGCAAUUUGACACCAGAAUUGUUUAGAUUUGUAGCAGAUCUCUUGGCUGAGUUUACCAUUAAAGGAAAGAGUCAUAUGCCAGCAUUUGAAUCUGAUUUGCUGGGAUCUGUGGAUAAUCUUCUGAAGCUUAGAUGCCUUCAAUGGAUUGGUGCUGCUAUAUUUCUACAGGGUUGGACACAUCAACGCCGUUGUCAUGCAAUUCUUGGCUCACUGCGGGAACAUGCAGAACGGGUUGAUGAUUAUGUUGUUCCUCAUGGAGAUUGGUUUGAAAUUGUUUCAUCUCCACACUAUCUGGCUGAGAUUGUUAUAUAUGCUGGUCUGUUGGUGGCUAGUGGAGGAGAAGAUCUCACCAUAUGGUUGCUUUUUGGAUUUGUGGUGGCAAAUCUUGUAUUUACAGCAGCAGAGACACACAGGUGGUAUUGGCGUAAAUUUGACAAUUAUCCAAGUAACCGAUAUGCUAUUAUUCCUUUUGUUUACUAGUACUUGUUGCAUCUUUGACUUUCUACACCAUAAGUUAUGAUCAACAUCAGUUUGUUGAACAAUUACACCUCAGAUUCCUGGUUUAUCUAUUCUCUUGUUAAAUGUUUA